AUGGACGGGCAGCUCCUUCUGGCAUUUUUUGAUGGAAGCCAUCUGGUUAAGGUAUUUGACUUGGCAGACUCUUGCAAACUGAUCUGUCAGGUGGACAUUCCUGCAGAUGAAACUCCUGUUCAUAAAAAUUACUCCAUACUGGUCUCUAAAAAUUCAGUGAAAGACUACAUUGUGUUCGCCUACAGGAGUGGGAAGGAAGCCAUGGUGCUGAGUGCCAGACGAGGGGCUGUUGUUGCCAAACUCACUGCUCAAGAUCCAGUAGCUUCAGUACAGGGUGUGGCUGUAACCAAGGAAUAUUUCCUAGUCAUCUGCAGGUAUCCAUCGCUGAAAUCACAUGACAUAAUUCACAUUGAGCUGUUCAGUGUGAAUACGUUUGCAUAUAUUCGCACUGUGAAAGGCUGUGGCAAUGACUUCAUCACCAAGUUUUCAGUAAACCAUCAAGGAUCUCAUGUGGUUGCUUUUUCUUGCCUG
Staurois parvus is the source of this 471-nucleotide messenger RNA. The record is from the annotation of a GenBank genome assembly. NCBI's taxonomy places the organism in Eukaryota, Metazoa, Chordata, Amphibia, Anura, Ranidae.